CUCAGCCCCGAGGGGCAGCCUUAUCCCAUCCCCUAAUUCAUUCGCCUUUAAGGCUGUUGAUUCUUGACUCUUGGCAGGUGUAAAUCUCAUUUAUCUAGCUCUUUGUGUUGUGCUGCAUUGAUCUACUGUGGAGCUUUUCUCCUACAUCAACGCCGCUGCCAACCUGCAUCGUCAAUUAGUUGACUCCCGGACUACUCGCACGGUUUUUCACGACAGAUUGCAUUCGCUGACGAUGUCUCUUGUCGCUCUCGGUCGCACACCUCGGACAGGUAAUGCCGACGGAUCAGUGACGAAGUCGCUCGAAGUUGCGCUCUCAGACUUUGGCAGCGUCCUCACUGACGAUGAGAGGAAGCAGCUGCAGCAGAUUAAAGAAGUGCCCGAUGCAUCCGCGGCACUCGUCUUCACUGCCAAGCUCGGUGCAUCGAAUAUGACCAGGCGAGGAAGAAGCAUCGGCGCGCGGGCGUUCUCAAUGCUGCAGUCAGUUCAGCAAUUCUCGGCAUUCGUUGAAACCUUCGUUUCAAGCCAUCCGGACGUUGCUGCACUUGUAUGGGGGAGUGUCAAGCUUACAGUACUCAUAGCAGCCAACAUUACCUCGUACUACGAGUCUCUCGCGGAUUUGUUUAUGGGUCUCAAUAAACUUUUCCCCCAACUCGAGGAAUACCAGCUUCUCUUUCCUCGCUCUUCUACACUUCAGGAAUCAAUAUGUACAUUCCAUGCCUCUAUUGUUCAAAUGUGUAAGGAGAGUAUCCGGCUAACACGGCAACCAUGCAAGGAUAAAGAAAGUCACAACUGAGUUGCGAGACAAACUUCGUCCUCAGCUUGAGAACAUCCAGAUUUGUGGCAAAGAUGUUAAGAAGGCUAUUGCUCUAGCUAAAGCAACGUCUGAUCGACAAGAACAAGAACUCCAGGAACAAGAACGAAAACUUGCGGACAAACACAGGAAGCAUUUGUCAAUUUUCACGUCACAAGCUCAAAGAGAGCUUGAAGAUGCCAGAGAAUGGCAAAGACGAAGAGACCGGGAUCUCUUGAGGGAGAAGAGAAUGAAAUUGCUUGACGCUUUGUCAACGUACGAACACCAAAAGAACUUCUAU
This is a messenger RNA of Mollisia scopiformis, 1091 nucleotides long. RefSeq lists its product as uncharacterized. The transcript has 4 exons. Bases 233 to 793 code for a protein of 186 amino acids. Lineage: Eukaryota; Fungi; Ascomycota; Leotiomycetes; Helotiales; Mollisiaceae. The record is from RefSeq and is a predicted model, not a curated record.